Messenger RNA from Xyrichtys novacula (pearly razorfish), 13872 nucleotides. The record is from the annotation of a GenBank genome assembly. NCBI's taxonomy places the organism in Eukaryota, Metazoa, Chordata, Actinopteri, Labriformes, Labridae.
GGGACCUCUGCAGUUAGGACAGACUUCAGCAGCAGCUCCCGCGGAGGUGGCUGAACUGCAGUUGGAAGGUAAAGCAAAACUUUCCCCAACUUUGAUUUGUUUCGUCUGGAUUAGUCAUUGCAUACUGCAGAUACUUCAUACUUGUUCUGUUACGAGGCAUUUGCAAAAGCAGCGUUUGUCUUUUAAAUGUUGUUUUCGCUUUGUUACACAAUUCAGUUGGCUGUAUACUCUGUGUUUAUGAACUGUCUACGUGCACAAGUUUAUCUUGAGUAAUCCAGCAAACGCUGAGGGUUUCUCAGCACAUGUUCACAGUGUAAAGUAUACAUUUCAGUUGCAGCAAGUUAUGAUUGCUGCUUUUUUGACUUUUUAAAAACUCAUUCUAGUGCUAAUGAUUAAACUUAUUUAGUACUUUAACCACUAAAAAGGGGGAUUGCAAUAUUUGAUUGUCACAUUCAUGCCAUUUGUUAGCACUUCUAUCCAAUCACACCCAAUGUAGUGCAACAGGAUUAAAUAAAAAACAACAGAGGUCCAUACUGCCAUGUGACAGAAUUAAUCUGUUUACAUGAAGGUUGCCUUUGUGGAUAAGAAUAAGAAUAAGAAGAACUGUAUUAAUCUCCAAAGGGAAAUUCAAUCAUCUGUUGUCUACUAUUUCCACAAGAGUUAUCUAUUAUUUACACAUCUGACUUCCAGAUGUAUUUUGUCUGUUAAUGUAGACAUGCAGGUGGCAGUGGUUGGAGCUGGAGUCAUUGGCCUAUCAACAGCUCAGAGCAUCUAUGAGCAGUAUCACUCCACUGUCAAACCUCUGACCAUCAAGGUUUAUGCAGACCGAUUCACUCCUUUGACCACCAGUGAUGGAGCCGCUGGCUUCUGGCAACCCUACUUGUAUGACAACGGCAAAGUCCAGGAAACGUGAGAACUUCCUCUCUAACGCUCUCUUUCUUCUGCAUUUAAUCUCAACAAAGUUCAAAUGCUCUAUUUUUCCUAAAUCUAGAAAAUGGAACAGAGAUACAUUCGACUAUUUGGUGAGCUGCCUCAGUUCACCAGAGUCUGUGAAAAUGGGUGUUUUCCUUCAGUCUGGCUACAACCUCUUCACUGAACCAGUCCCGGUAGGUAGGAGCCUGUCCUAUACAAUGAAUUGUUGUUCAAAGAUAAGACAUGACCUUGUUUGGAAGACUUUUGCCAUCCAGAGCAAAGGGUAAGAUCAGAGAUUCGGUUCAAUUAUUACCCAAGAUAACUUAAUCAUAAAUGUACCACAUACCAGUGUGUGUGUUUCAGCCUGACUGAAAGUGGAUCUUUGUUUAGCUGCACAAACAUGGCUGCCUUCUUUUGUUGGUACUAACAAACAGAGAGGCCCCAUCAGGGGUUGACAGUCAGAUCCAGAGGGUUAAUUUGGUUUCUAUAUGGUGAUGCUGCAAACUAACACGACCAUGACUGCUUUAGUACAGAAAUAACAGGAUUCAAGACAAACUGCUUUCUUAUUUUGCAGGAUCCCUCAUUUAAAGACACUGUCCUGGGCUUCAGACACCUCACAGAGCGAGAACUUAAGAUGUUCCCCGGAUACAAGUAGGUUUACUUUCCAAACUGCCAUCAAUGUCAAACCAAAAACCCAACAGAGCCACAAAUAGACCCUGUCAUCGUGACUUUCAGGGAAAUGUAUAGUAAAACAUAUUCCUGUAGUAAGACAGAGGAAAAACAUAGAGAGUAUAAUGAGAUCCUCAGCAGUCAUAUUGUAAAGUUGCAUAAGAGAUACUAAUAUUUAUGAUUGGACGGGUCAUUCUUUGUCACAACUACCCUCUCUCUAACACGUAUCUUCUGAUGUGUCCAGUUUUGGCUGGUUCAACACUGCUCUCAUGGUGGAAGGUAAAACAUACUUGCCUUGGUUGAUGGAUUGGUAAGUGAUCUGACGUCCUCUCUGCUUUUUAUUACACCUGCUGUUAGAGUCCAGAGGUGUUGCACCUUUUUGCAGCACUUGUCCAAAUUGUUAACCUUUGAGUUAUGUAAAUAUUGUGUUAACCCAUUUUUAGUAUUAUUUAUGUUAUACUGCUUUGAAUGUCUUACAAUAUUUCAUCACUUCAUCACAACAUGGUGCUAGUGUCUGGUGUCCAAAUGUCCUUUCAAGUUGUUUAGGAUGACGAGUUAUUGAUUUUUAACAGAUGUCCUAAGUACAUUUUUUUAGUAUGUUUUCAAAUGGUUUUUAUGUACAACUUUUUAUUUUAUCAUAGGUUGACAAAAAGGGGUGUGACAUUUCAUCAAAGAAAAAUAGAGUCAUUCAAAGAGGUUAGUGAAUGCUUUUAAUACCUAACUCAAUAGUGUGUUACUUUCCAAGUCUGGACUUUGACAAUAACAGCGGUUCACUGAGAGCUUUAAGUUUGAUCCCUCUCUCCCUUGAAGAAAAGCUGCAGACCAAGCUCUCUUGACAACACCUACACACUUGUUAAAGAGAUAUUCCGGCGUAAAAUUAAUUUAGGGUCAAACACACCAUAACACCGAGUUAGACACCCCCUGGAGAGAUGCAUGUUGCAGACCGCUUGCUUCUCUAGUUAUACCAACUUUAGUAAUGACCACAGGAUAGCAAUACACAGCGGUCUGAGGAGCCAUAAACAAACCUCAACCAAAUAGCCACUCUGUAGCCACAAAUAAUGCUCAGAACAGCACCUAACUUCAUCAACAGUACAUAUAGGGUCCUAGCCAUAGUACUAGCCACCAAACAUCUUUUUAGCUUUGCCUAAUUUCUUAGGCAAAAAGACUAAACACUCUUCACCCACUCUCUUCCAGCAGCUGCUUGUUUGUAGCGAGACCUCAGGCCAGUCCAUUACCGCAGCGGGGUGGUAGUCCGCAGCAGUCCAUAAUGGACUGGCCUGAGGUCUCGCUACAAACAAGCGGCUGCUGGAAGAGAGUAGGUGAGUUGUGUUUAGUCUCAAUGCCAAAGAAAUCAGGCAAAGUUAAAAAGAUGUUUGGUGGCUAGUACUAUGGCUGGAACCCGAUAUGUACUGUUGAUGAAGUUAGGUGCUGUUCUGAGCAUUAUUUGUGACUAUAGAGUGGCGUUUUGGUUGAGGUUUGUUUAUGGCUCCUCAGACUGCUGUGUAUUGCUAUCCUGCGGUCGUUACUAAAAUUGGUAUAACUAGAGAACCAAGCGGUCUGCAACAUUCAUCUCUCCAGGGGGUGUCUAACUCGGUGUUAAGGUGUGUUUGACCCUAAAUUAAUUUUACGCCAGAAUAUCCCUUUAAGGGGUAGGUGUCAGUCUAGUAUCUGAAAAAAAGCCGAUUUGAAAAUUACGGAUAUGAUAUUUACCAUAAUUGAUUUAUUUUCCGUCCAAAGUCAGCAAGAUUACCUUUUUUUGUCAGAAAUCACCACCCAAACACGUAGAGGACAAGAUAAACAAAGACUGCUUUGUCCACAAGGGGCGCCAAACUUUACACAAACCAAAAGUUGCAUGUCUUAUCUUGAGAAAAUAAAUGCGAAAUUGCUUUUCUGAGUAUUUCUGCAUUCAAAUUGCUGUGAACCUCUGGCAGACCCAAACGGCAGGUUCAGACACAGUGGGAUUUUCUACGACACAAACCCACUGACCUUCUUGUGUAUGAUCCAGAUAUUAUGUGCAUCUAUUCUGCUCACCUCACAAGACAAUCACAAAACGUUAUCACUUGUUAUCUCUUAUCAUACUUCCCUGGACCCAGCUUGCAGAUUCUGGUGCAGACGUGAUCAUAAAUUGCACAGGGCUAAGGUCAGGAGAGCUGCAGCCUGAUCCAGAGCUCAAGCCAGGGCGCGGUCAGAUAGUGAAGGUAAGAAGAAGUUUAACUGUCUGGAAUUAGUUUAUACAAUUAGCUAUAAAGCACAUUUAGAAAUAGUGGAUGAGCCUUGUAAUUUCAUGUUUUGUUCAGGUGGAUGCUCCAUGGCUGAAGCACUGGAUUCUUACCCACGAUUUGAAAGCAGGGGUCUACAAUUCACCAUACAUCAUUCCAGGGUAAGUCUAGUGGUACAAAACAGGUGGACAACAGAAAGCAGCUCCACCAGUGGAAGCAGCUGUCCGGGACAUGAGAUCACCAUGAUGCUUUUGGGUAUCAUCAUGCAUGUGCACAUUUGGUUUCUGUAUUUUUAGCUGCCUUAUAUGCUAUGGUACUAUGGUGUUGCUCUCUGUCUGAGUUCUUUCUGUAUCCAGAAAACCAAAGUUGUUUCCAUGUUUUCUACAGAAGCCGUCUGGUGACAGUCGGUGGCGUUUUCCAAUUAGGAAACUGGAGUGAACAGAACAACUCCAUUGACCAUAAGAAUAUCUGGGAAGGGGCAUGCAAGCUUGAGCCAAGUCUCGAGGUAAGGUCAUAGAAAAAUAACUUUAAUCAGUUAUUCACAAUGAGUAUGAAGGAGUUUAUCAAAAGGUGUUUGAUAUGUUCAGAAUACUUUCCUCAAGCCUGUUUUCUCUUGUUCUCUUCCCUUAGCAUGCCAGGAUAGUAGAGGACUGGUCAGGCCUCAGACCUGUUCGCAGCAAAGUCCGGUUAGAGAGAGAGACAAUACAGUCUGGUGGGACCACAAUAGAGGUAACUGUGAACAGCCGGGCAAUUCUCUUUUUUUUUAACUUGGGUUAGUUAGCCAUUUCACACAUUUUAACUCUCAAUCAGGUGAUACACAACUACGGUCAUGGAGGAUUUGGACUCACCAUCCACAGAGGCUGUGCACUGGAGGCAGCGAGGCUCUUCAUGGAGAUUGUGGUGCAGAAAGGCAAAGGUCCAAAAGCUCGCCUGUGAAUUUCCUUCAGAAAGUAGUGAUUGGUACACUCCUUUUUUUUCAUAUCAAGCUUAAUCAAUCAGUGCAUUGCAUCUUACACAGAUGAAACGGUUAUUGUCUCUAACUUUACAGUCACCAUAAAUUAUAUGCCACUUAUACGACAAAUGUAAUGUAUAUGCAACUUGAAAAAGAAGACAGUCUUGCACUUUGCUGUUGUCUAUUGCUUCUUAAGAGAUAACUCAUUCUCAUAUUACAUUCAGAAAUCCAGAAAGACAAAUGUACACCUCUUAAACUCAGCAUAGCUCUAGGUAAUAAAUAACAACAUCAAUCCUCUGCUCUCGUUGAAAGGUUAUUUACUACAGUAUCAUACACAUUUACAUCCAGUGUGUUGACAAGAAUCUGUGCACACAGACAAUGCAGCACUCACUAUAUCAAACACUGGCAGGUAAGAGUCAGCUCACAGGACCUGUGCUAGUUCAACUCUGUCUUUGACUUCGCUCAUUGUGUUACUGGUAGAAUCUGACAGGGCCGAAUCUGUCAUCACAUCACCUUUGUCACAAUCAAAAACAAAGACAACAAUUAAACCAAGUAUUGAUACAGAAUUUACAGAAUGAAACAUCCAGUUAAAUGACUGUGCGUAAAUGUGAACCUGUGUGUGAGAGAUGCAGCAGGGUUUAAAGGUCCCAAAACCAUAUCUUUAUGUAAAUGUCACCUUGGAGUUAUGUGACUAACUGAGGCAUGUCAGAUAUGGAUGAUGAAAUGACUCAAAUUAAGAUUUCCCAAUCCUUCAAUUUUCAGUGAAAUAAUGUCUUUAGAAAGCAGCCCACUCUUUUAAUUGUGCUCUAAAUGGGAAAUGUCGUCACUGUGUGAUGCUCAGAUGUUAUUUGAUUCUAUUGGAGGCUUUGGAUUUUCCAUUUUGUUGAUCAAAUGAACUCAUAAUGAUCAAUAUAUUAACUGAUAUUUUCAUCGAUACCAGAGUAAUAACUGCUUGGUCCAUGUAUACAUGUGAAACAAUACUGACACGAGUAAAAGGAAACAAUAACAUGAUUGAAGAAAAACUGAAGAAAAUCAGUGACUGUGUGUGCAGCAUGUCUUCUCUAUCCUAUUGGAUUUAGGGUCUGUUGAUUUCAUGAUGUAACUGUCCUCCCCUCUGAUGCACUUUUAAUAAAGCUGAGCUUGCAACGAAAGUAUUUGUUUACACAAGUUAUUGUUCUUUCUUAUCUACGCAUCUACUUCCAAGAUGUUAAGAGACUAAUCUUUUUCAUCAGGUUGAAAGUACAUCUCUGAACACUGGAAGAUUUGGUUGUUUUUUUUAAGGCUCUUUGAGAAGAUGAUGUUUAUUUGAAGUUAACUCUGCUAACUCCCAGCAUGUUUUCACUUUUGUUUCUUUUACAUAAGAAAUGCAAUGUUCAAACAUUUUGCCUGAAGUAUUUGAUUUCUCAUUUGUUCAUGAAUGUCCCAUUUUGUUCUCCGCUUACUUUUCACUUGCACCCAUGUGGGUUAUUUGUUCUUUCCUGACACCAAUGUGUAGUUGGUCAGUGGCAAAAUUGUGACAGCAAUGUUGGCUGAAGACUAUAAAACAAUAAUAUUUACUAUUGUGCUGCCUGGCUCUCAGAAGCCACUGUGGUGCCUAAACUGAAGAGUCAUAGGAUGGGAGAAGGACACAGAAAGCUUCUCCUUGUCCCUUCCCCUCUUGUCCUCAUCACAGUCAGCUCUCUCUCAGAUGUUCCCCGGCCUGUCCUCAGCCCUGGGAGGCGGGGCUGGACUGAGGGAUUCCCUCUGAGCCCUGAGAGGGGGCCCUACCCACCAUCUCUUGGCCCCACUCGCGUUGGCUGGAUUCUUGCAGGCCCCGGCCUGUUGUCUCGAUUGGCAGUGCGCAGGAGGCAACGGCAGCCAGGAGGCAGCAGCAGCAGUACACAGAGAGAGCCAGAUACACAGAUGACUCCAGCAUCACCUGCAGGUAGAAGAACGGUGACAUUGUUCACUAUUUUGCUGUGUUAAGGAGCAUUCAAAUGACAACUCUGGAGGGUGGGCGUUACCUGUGCAACAAAAGGUGUAAUGAGGGCUCCAACUCUAGCCAUCCCACUGCUGGUUCCCAAACCCAAAGCCCUGGUGGCUGUUGGGUAAACCUGGAGAGAUUCAGAAAGUACUGAGGAUGCUGUUGCACUGUUGGCUCUCAGCUAUUGAGAAAACUGUAUUUUUUUAUUUUUUACUUUGUUUAUCUUGUUAGAUGUCUCACCUCUGGAGUGUACACAUAUGCAGCCUGGAACCCGCCUGCAAUGAAAGCUCUUGCGAUGAAAAUCAGCACAGUCAUAGAUGCUCUGCAAAAGACCAGAAACACUAGAUCAAAGUUUGAUUUUAAAUAUUUUCUGUGCUGGUCUAGGCAUCCUGUGUUGCAUGAUAUACCCCACUCUCUAUUCCCUAUGUUCUAUCUAUUUCUUCACCUCUCUCAUCCAAUAAUGGCCAAAUACCUCUAAAUUAGUAUUUUGCAUAAACACUUUUACCAGUUUCCACCUACCUCCCAACACAACCAUAGAGAGGAAUUAUGCACAUGGAGAAGAUAAAGAAACACAGGGCCAUGGUCUUCCUCCUUCCUAAUCGAUCAAUAGCCCAUAGGGUCACAAGCAGUCCUGUAACGACAACAGAAAUUCCUGUUAUCAAAUAUGAAAAGAUGGUGUGAUUUAUGUUUUACCCUGAAAUGAUCAAAUGCUCUCAUUUGUGACAAUAUGCACAGACUUUUUUUCUGAGCUGGAAACAGAGACAGUGAUAAUAGCUCAUUUUUAUUUGAUUUUCUCUUUCAUUACAUUUAAAGUGUUUACUCUGGGUAGGUCAACAUGCCUAUAAAAUAUAAGUACCACUUGUUUUGUAAUUUCCUUUCAUCAUUUCAGCAACUUUAGCAUCUUAAAAAUAAAAUAAAAAUAAAAUAAAUAAAAAAUGAAGGUAAUUAGCCAUAAUUACCUUUAUUUUUUUUUGCAAUAUUGAGUCAUUCAGGUAGUGUUUAUGAUUCACCAUGCUCGCUACCAUAAGAUCCAGAUUUUUUUUAAAACAUACACUGUAGAUAAGUUUGUGAAGACACAGAUAAAGAUGUGCUGUCUACCUGGGAACUCAGAUAAGGUAGUCCACAGUAAGUCUUUGUAGUCGUCAGAGUUCAGAUAUUUACACUCCAGGCUGCAUGGGAGCUCCAUCUUAUUACUUUUGGACACUAGAGGGAGACAAACAAAGAUAACAAAUCAGGCAUUUUUCCUUAUACUUUAAAAGAGCACAGUAUGGACAGUUUUGACCUUCAGAGAAAUCACAACUGUGACUUAGACUCUAUUACAUCAACCAGUAGGUAUUGCCAGUGUAAUCAGUGAUAUAGUCACACACAGAGUUCCAGGAUAAGGUCCCUGAACAUAGUAAUACAUGUUUGUGUUGUGUGACAAAGAUAAUGUAAUGUAAUACCUUUCAGAAAAUAAUGAAAGUAGAGGUAAUAUCGAUAAGGAUACAUGAAGAUUAUAAUAAGACUAUUUUCAAUAUGACCACUUUGCUUUAAUUGUUUGAAAUAAAUGUUUGAAAUAAAAUUAAACCAAUCAAAAUCAAUCAUUCUUCAUGAUUUAUUUAAUUAAAAACUAUAUUUAAAAGACUAGAAUUUCCACUUGAUGCCCCAGGGCUCAGCACACGAGUCACAGAGCUACAGUACAUUUUCUGUUGAUGGCCAAAUUAAGUGUGAGUGUUUGUUCCUGUGUGAGUGAGUGCAUUUGUUGUGUUGGUGACUCACUUCCGCAUGCACCUCCCUCCUGAAACAGCUCUGUAGUGAGCAGCACCAGUCCGUAGUAGGAAAAGGAGUUUGCAAACCUGAAAAGACAGAAACACAGAAUGAGAGAAGUGAGUAAAAAAUCUAAAAUCAGUGAGUGAUGAUGACUGGGUGGCACAAUCAUCCUCUCCACUUACCAAAUAAACCACAGCAGCACUGUAGUCCAGCGAAAGUGUGAUGAAAAUAAGUCCUUGAUCUUUCCACGGUCCUCCUAGUUUUGAAGAGCAGACAAAAUGCAACAUGAAAAGGUGCUCAUGUUGAUCCAUUAACUCUGCAGAAACAGCUUUUACCUGUUUGGCAGCAAUGAGUUUUCCCAGUGGCAUCGGAGCUCCAUUCUCUGUAGCAAUCCGCUUUAAUGUUGCCAGAGCUUUUUCCUGAUUCCCUGUCAGCACAUCGUACCGAGCACUCUCUGGUAGCCACUGAUUCCAAAACAGAGAUGUCCAUUGAUAAAGCUGUGAUUUAAUGUUCUCACAUAUUUUACAGGACUAACAAAAUGAUACUCACAAAGCAGAGGAAGGCAAAGAUGAAGAGGGGAAUAGUGGAAAGGCCAAGCAGCCAGCGCCAGCCCAGAGUAGGCAUCACCAGGAUUGCUAACAGGACCUCAAACACAGUGCCAAGUGCCCAAAAAAUCUGCAAGGAAAAAUCUCUAUUGCAUAAAACCCUGCCUGUUGCAUGUCUGUUUUAGGGGCAGAUCAUAUUUUAUGUGGGUGAAAGGUGAGUAAGACAGUCGCAUUGUUUUCUCCAUACCUCGAUCAACAAUAUGCAUGUGGCUCUGGACUUCAUCGGCAGAAAUUCAGCAUAAAGUGUCACCCUAAUCAGGAAGAAUAUAUCUCGUUCAAUCCCCACUCAAGGUCUUAAAUCAGGUGUUGCUUUUACAGACAACAGAGGGUCACUCACGACUGUGGUGCUCCGCCGAUCCCAAAGCCCACCAAUGCACGUAGGACGAGGAUCCAGCCAUAAAUUGGAGCAAAAGCACUCAUCAGGCCAUAGAACAUAGUCCACAGCACACUCAUCUUCAGACCCUGUGAGUGGGAACAACGAAAACAGUCUGAUAAGAGUUUGUCUUAAAGAGAAUAAAAUGAUAAAUUAAUCCAUGCCAAAUAGGCUUUUUUAGAACUUACUGUCUUUCUGCCAUAUUUGUCAGAUAUGUUUCCCCAGAGAGAGGAGCUGAUCAUCAUCCCAAUAAAAACUGCCUGAAUUGAUGAGGAAUAGAUUGAUUAUGGGAUCAGGAAUGCUGCAGUGACUGUAAUAUCAUUUCAUAUGGCUCAUACCUUUCAUGCACAUUUACAAACUAGACGGAGCUGUUGCAUUUUGUUGUGUGUGAUGAGGAUUUUUCAUUUGAUUAUCCUCCCAUGAACACUGAUUAAUUACAUUUUAUUGUAAACAUAUAGCAACUACACUGUAAAUGGUUUGAUGCAAGGUCUAUUGUAGGUCCCCUGUUGUUUCUAACCACUGAUGGCAAUUUAAAUUCAACACAUAUUUACUGACGGUAAACCAUCAGUGGUCCACUGUUUUCCACAACCCCAAACCCUGAGCACUUCCACAAUAAUUAUCAGGACAUUCAUGAGACACUAAGUGUACUUUACAGACAUGAAAGAGUGUUUACCGAUGUAAGCAAUGCCACCUCAAGGCUAGGCAGUCUCCAUUCACAGUGCAGCUGUGGGGCUAAGAUACUGAGGAUCAUCAUCUCCAUAGCAUCAGCCAUCUAAGAAAACAGAAAACUUCAAUGUAUUUAUUGAAAAAGUGUCCGUACACACGCACAGUGACUUGAAGUAUGCAGUGGUAUAUUUUGGUAACAAGUGAUUCUCACCCAGGACAGACCAGUGAGGAUGGAGAGUUUCCAUUGGAAUGUCCCAAAGCCUAUGGCCUCUACAGCAUCUUCGACCAUAAAGGUGUCUGGGGAGAUGUGAAAAUAUUUCAACAAGAACUUAAGCAGUGGUCUCAGAGCUUCAAAAGAGAGCUUUAGCUUUAAUGUUCAUAGCUCUUGGUGUUCAAUUAAUCAAUGUGGUUUCUUGCAGACAGAUUAAAACAUUAUCAGCCUAACUCAUACAAUAAAAAGUGAGUUUUCUGCAGCUCUAUACAAGAUGAUUAUAGACUAAAAUUGUAAAUGUUGAGGGGAAGAGAGGAGAAAUAAGUUAAAUGAAGCCCAGCCAUACUGUACCAUCAGUUGGAUUGGCAAACUCCCGAGGCACUGGAGCUCCUUCUGCAAGCGCCACCGACUCCAGAUCAGUCUGCUCUGCGAUCUUGAUGACUCGAUCUUUGUUCUCACCAUCGUCCUCGGAACGCGCGCUCUCUCCUGUGCGACGAAAGCGGACGACACUAGAAGACAAAAAACGAGAAUCUUUAUUUGAAAAACUGAAGCACCAACCUCUCAUGAGUAUCAGAUGACUAUUGUCAAGAGAGCAAAACAGAGUCUAAAGAUGCUUUUCGCCCAAAAGGACCCAGAACUUUUAGUCAUGGGGACUUUUUUUUUUUUUUUUUUUAAUUUAAUCAAAUUGUAAGGCCUGGCCUUUAAAAUGUACUAUCUACUGAGCAGGGGCUUCUUGUUGGGUAAAACUUCUACCAUAGCACUAAAUGGAGACCCAACACACAGAGUUCCGUGGUAAGGUCACUAAAAGCACCUCAAAUUGGGCUCAGAUGCUGUUGCUUAGGUGAUGUGCACUGUUUUUUUGCUGUGAUUUUGUGCUUUUAGUGUCCUGUAAUUGAACUACUGUCGGGCUAACUGACAGCUCUGCACUGUUCUGCAUGCUUAAAAUGCCUAAGCACCCCAGAAAAGGGGAUGCUUACUGCAGACAGACGGUGUUAUCUUCUCUCACAUGUAUAAGAAGAUGGUUAAUUAAGGAGGAACACGAAAGGAGAACUUGGAGAGAGCCAGCUAGGUCUUAAUCACUGUAAUUACAUAACACAGCCUACUCGCAAUGGUAAGUCUUAGUGCAGCAGAUGAGUGUUUUGAGAGAUGUUCAACCACUUACAUCUUAAUUCUAAAAAUCCAAGAAAUAUUAAUAAGUAUAUUCAGUAAUAGUUUGUAGUGAAUUCUUUCUUUAUUUGUUUAUUAACUGAUUACAGUUAAGUUUCAGAGUCCAGAUCAUCCAUAAAUAGUAAUAUCGUUACUUAAUCGAAUAAAAAAGGACAAAUAUAGUUGUUGUUUUCUAUUUGAACUUUGUGUAUUAUUAUUAUUUCAAGUAUGUCUUAAAGAUGAUGGUCAGGCUUGACUUGUGUGGGCCAGCCUUUAGCUUAAUGAAUGGACAACAGGGUGGCAAUAAAUCACGUUAGGUACUGAGUCAUAACAGCAAACACAUUGCAAGUCAAGGCGGGCUGCUGACCCUAUCAAACCUGCUUCUUGAGUGUAUAUUUAAGCAAAAUGGUAUUCUCAGGUAUAGUCUACGGCUGUAAACAAACUGCACCUCCAGAGUUGUAUGAACACACCAGUUUAUUUUUACUUCUCUCCCUACCCUUGGACAUUUUUAGGUAAUGUAGGAGGACAUGUGUGGUGAUAAAAUGACUGCUUUUUUAAAGAUUUGCGGGCUAUUUAUGUUGUAACCAGCUAAUCAAGCAAACACGAUACGAAGACAUCAGAGGGCGAAGCGUCAGACAAACAUGGUGUCACGGUUUGAAGAUGAUGGACUGAAAGAAAAAAAAACAAAGGGCGUUACAGAACGAGCUGGAAUUUACUCACGGCAGCUGUCUCAGUUGGAAAAGAUCAUCGUCCAUUUUACUGUUUACUGGCGGACGCUCCGUUCGGCCUCAUCGCCGUUCACAUUACCACGACGAGCAGCGAUUUCAGCACCGAGGAGAGCGACCUGUUCCGGGUGUCCGUCAAUAGCCAAUGAGAGGCCGUCCUUCGCGAUUCACAGCACGAGACUCGGAGAGGGAGAGGGCGGGGAGGAUGAGCUCCAGAGUAUCAGACGCUGCUUGACUGUUGAUUGAUCCCCAAACAUGACUUAUCAAUACAGAGACCAGGUGACCACGAGACCUGGCUCCACGACAGGCAAUCAUGGCAAAUUAUGGUAAAAUAGCCAAUACCUAAGCAAUAUUUAGAAUAUUUAGGGCCAAGGUUGUUACCAGCAAGGGCGUAGGAAUGAGUUUAACAUGGGGGGACGGACACAGAAACCUGACAGAUCCGUAAAUAGAUUGAUGAUAAAAAUGUAAGCUUUAACAGUGAAGUCAAUUCAUAUCUUUCUGUUAACUAUUACAGUUAACUGUCUAGUGAUGGGCACAGCAGUUCUUUUAGAUGUACUGAAUCACUAGCCUGGUUGGGCCAUCCUGUUGCGUGAAUCACUUGAUGUUCCUGGUGGGAAGGAACAUCAAGUGAUUCACGCAACAGGAUGGCCCAGCCAGGCUACUGAAUCACUGCAAUCAGUUCACUAAAAAGAUUCUUUCAAAAGAUUCGUUCACCAAAUCACCCGAUCAUUUAGCGCUUGUCGGGAGAAGCCUGCGACUCCGACCUCCUGAACUGAUACACAGCUGAACGGUUCAGGAUUCAGUUGAUUCAUAGCUUCUGGGACCGGGAGACGAGAGUGUUUGGCUGUGUUGCUUUGGCAAACAGGUUUGUAAAAAUGAACUUGUUAAUAAGUCAUGAUGUUUUAAGUGUACUGUCCUAAGGUAUGCUAUUUACCAGGUCUGCUCAGUAAAUUGGGCUCAGUGAGUGAUUCGUUCACUGCACCGUUCCCUUGCAAACCGCUGUAAUGAUCGGAUGCUGCUGGUUCAAUGCACUACUUAUUACAUGCUGUGUUCUAUUUUAUGCAAGUUGUGGUUGCAAUUUAGCAGUGAAAAAAAGGUAGUUUUGUCUGACAAAAAUUAUCCCAGAGAGUAGCGCAAUGCGUGAUUCGUUCACCAAGUGAUUCAGGCAUCGGUGCAUGUGGUCCCUCAUUCGCCGACUGCUGGCCUGGCAAUGCUGUUUCUGGCAAUGCUGAGAAACGAACGAAUCCCUCGAGGAAUGAUUUGGUUGAGUACAUUCACUUAAAAGAUGAGUUUUUUUUUGAACAAAUCGUUUGCGAACGACACAACACUAUAACUGUCUCUAAGUUAAGUUAAAAAAAUGUGUUUAUAGAAUUCAUACAGACAACUAUUCACAAAGUGUUGACAGGUUCAUUUUUACACAUUUACAUGUUUAAAUGCUUUUCUCUGCAGCUGUUUGUUAGGGUUAGCAGAUUAUGCAGAAUGUGCUUCUGAGGUUAAUUUACAUUUAUUUUGAGGUCCUAGCCUCUGAUUGUGCUGUGACACAUGAUCAGGGUUGUCCAGGAUGUUAAGUUUUUGGGUUAUGUUGUGGUUUAUGACAAGAUAGCUGAAGAAUAAAAGUGCUGCUAAGAAAGUUAUCCGUCUCCAUCCUGCUGUUUCUCAUCAACCCUAACCCUAACCCUAAC